Solenopsis invicta (red fire ant) is the source of this 805-nucleotide messenger RNA. RefSeq lists its product as uncharacterized. The record is from RefSeq and is a predicted model, not a curated record. Bases 115 to 633 code for a protein of 172 amino acids. The transcript has 2 exons. Lineage: Eukaryota; Metazoa; Arthropoda; Insecta; Hymenoptera; Formicidae.
CGAAUUUUCUAUCGAGGGACAGGAGGGCAUAAAAGCCAGAGAAAAUCCGAAUAGAGUCAGUCGUUGGUCGUUUUCCAAUAGGUGCUUUCGCAAUGAACGUAACUUUGAUGAAUCAUGUACGUUGAUAAGGUCUUUUUAAUAAUUGUCCUUUGCACGACAAGCGCAUGGUGCUCGAGUGAUCGAAUAUUGACACGGAAGGCUAGGACAUUGGAUUCAUCAUCAUUUUUCGCGUGGCCACAAACAUUGUUCAGCAAUCGGCCCGAUGUUUCAAUAGUUCCAAAACUUUGGCCCAGUCGAUCGCAACUCCAGGAAUGGACCAGGAAGGGUAUCGUGAGUCUCCUACGCCUCGCAUCCCUCGUAAAUCCCGGGAAUAAACCUAUGCACAUCGAGUUCAGACCAGAGGAUGGACCACGCGCUGCAAAAGCAUUUCAACAACACUUCGGAUAUCGCGGAGAGUGGCUCAUUGAACAGUUAGGGAACGGUCUUGAUCCUCAUAUUCGACUAAAUAGACAACAAGUGCCUCGUAUGUUCUCGAUGUCACCUCAAAUUCCUUUUAGACGUGAUAAUAAUGUGAUUCGCAAUAGCGCGAAUGCAUUCGAAUACAAUCGGUACAACUAUGGUAGCUUAAGUUAACGGUAGGAUAGAGAAUCAGAACUCUAAAAUAAGAGAUAAUUAUCAAGUGCAAUCAGUCAGAGUUAUUACUUAUUUUGCAUUAUAACAUGAGUUUUUAUAAUUGUAUGAAUAUGUUAUUUUAUAAGACGCAAUGUAUUUAAAAUUAUAAAAAUAAACGUAGUAGCCGUGCGGA